AUGGAGUUUGGAAUUUGGAAGGAAUUCAAUCAAAGUCUUGUAGCUUUUCACUACUUCUUUUUGCCUUACUUUAUGGGUCUUGAGAAGUUAUGUGUUACCCACACCCACGUAAUUGCGUAUGUGGUGCGACUCGAGGCCGGACUUCUAGUUCCAAUAAAGACCCUAUUAUAUAAUGAGAUUUACCUGUGCUACCUUGUAAAAAAAGAAAAACCUGCCGGUGGAAAUUCGGCGUUCUCGUCUUUCCCCUGCUUUCACAUUCAUAUAAAGUCAUAUUUGGAGAGACCAUGCAUUUUUUUUGAAGGUAAUAUUACUUUGAAGAAAGCUGUAAAUGUAGGGAAAACGUGUCGGAACGAGGGUGGUUUGCAACGCAUACCACAUUCAGAAUAUAUCCAAGAAAGGUCAUUGUAUUGUUAUGGAGAAAUCGAAUUAUUCAUGUAUCAAACGUUGCAAGGUUAUUUGGCGCCAUAUACAGGAAAAUUUCUCGCACACAGCACAGAGUCCGAUUAG
Acaulospora morrowiae is the source of this 507-nucleotide messenger RNA. The record is from the annotation of a GenBank genome assembly. Lineage: Eukaryota; Fungi; Glomeromycota; Glomeromycetes; Diversisporales; Acaulosporaceae.